This is a messenger RNA of Cajanus cajan (pigeon pea), 1681 nucleotides long. RefSeq names its product F-box/kelch-repeat protein At3g23880. Lineage: Eukaryota; Viridiplantae; Streptophyta; Magnoliopsida; Fabales; Fabaceae. The record is from RefSeq and is a predicted model, not a curated record. Gene Ontology annotation, molecular function: protein binding.
UAACAGAAACACAGCGAGGUGGAGUAUUAAGGUGUGGGCCACUCCGAACAAAGGGAUCAAAACCGUUUCCCUCAUUCAGGAACUCGUCUCCAAGGGGUGAGAAGGGUCAGGAGGAGAGGGAGUUCAGGGUGAUUGUGCCGUAGAUACGAACAGUAGCAGCGGUUUGGCUGUCGGCAGGGAGGAUAGGGAGUUUAGGGUUCCGGCGCCGGCAACCAAGGGUUUCUGGGGAGGCCCAAUUGCAUCUUUUGCUGUAGCAACAUAACCACUGGAUGUAAGUUCUUAGUUGGAGAAGCUCUUCUGUCUUUGUUUAUGAGAGCAUGGAAGGAAGGAUCAUGAAUAACCCCACUCUCCCGCCCGAGCUGAUCAGAGAAAUUCUUCUGAGACUGCCAGUGAGAUCUGUUUUACGUUGUAAGUGUGUUUGUAAGUCAUGGCUUUCUCUGAUUUCUGAUCCCCAAUUCAGCAUUUCCCAUUAUGACCUAGCUGCCAAUCCCUCUCAUCGAAUUCUUCUCAGAGCAAAUUAUCUUUAUGCUGAAUCCAUUGAUGUAGACGCACCGUUUCACUCAGAUUCUUCUGCGGUGUAUUUGCUUUUGCCCCCACUAUCACCCCCACACAAUCCUUGCCAUUAUGAUGCCUUUCAAUUUGAUCCUGAUAUUUGGGGUUCAUGUAGAGGCUUUAUACUUUUAUACUACCGCAGAUGCAGAUGCGCUGAAAUCAUUUUAUGGAAUCCGUCAAUAGGCGUCCAUAAACGAUUGCCAAAUGUUAAACAUUAUUAUAUAACCAAUGGUUAUCUACGUGGUUUAGGGUAUGACCCAUCAACAAAUGACUAUUUGGUAGUUUGUAUUAGAUUGUUGCGUGAUGAAACCACAAUCCUGAUUUGCUCCACCAAAACUUAUUCGUGGAACAUAGCAUACGGUGAUGUUUUAUACCGUGUUCGAGAUAAUAAAUUCAGAGCUGGGUCACUCGUCAAUGGGGCUCUUCAUUGGUUGGUUUUUUCCAGGUAUAAAAAGGUUCCUGUCAUUCUUGCCUUUGAUCUGAUACAGAGGAGAUUAUCAGAGAUUCCCCUGAUAGAUCAUUUAACUUCGAAGAAAUAUGAAGUUUAUUGUUUAAGGGCAAUGGGGGAAUUUCUCAGUGUGUCUUGCUCAGUUGAAGGCUGUGCAGAGGAUGAAAUUUGGGUGAUGAAAGAAUAUAAAGUGCAGUCAUCUUGGACAAAGUACAUGGUUAUACCUACUUAUGAGACACAGUGCAAUCGCUUUUCUCCCAUAUGUUUCACCAAAGAUGGUAGAAUUUUGGGAUCAAAUAUCGGAGGAAGACUAGAGAAACUUAAUGACAAAGGAAAGGUGCUUGAGAUAUUCACAUAUGGUGGAUAUGAAAAAUUAUACUGUGUUAAUCUACAGUCUGCUAUGUAUAGAGAAAGUCUACUGUCGAUCCCUAAUGUCAUUAGAGAAACAUGUGAAGAUGAUCAACCGUAACAGACAAGAAAAAUCAGGCCACAAAAUAUACAAGAAUAUACAGUUACCUUGAUGUUUUUCCUUCAAAUUGUUAAACUGCCAGCAGAAAGCAUAGCGCUUGGAAGAGAAUGUCGUAUGUAUAUGAUAUUAAAUAAUCUUGUUAGUGCAGAACUAGUGUCUAUUUUAUUGGUGAUUUCAGAUGAGUUGUAGUAUCAACAGACUUUACAUUUUAA